This is a messenger RNA of Tyto alba (common barn owl), 3673 nucleotides long. RefSeq names its product solute carrier family 7 member 4 (gene SLC7A4). The transcript has 5 exons. The coding region runs from base 117 to 2078 and encodes 653 amino acids. Gene Ontology annotation, cellular component: plasma membrane. Gene Ontology annotation, molecular function: amino acid transmembrane transporter activity. Lineage: Eukaryota; Metazoa; Chordata; Aves; Strigiformes; Tytonidae. Gene Ontology annotation, biological process: amino acid transport; transmembrane transport. The record is from RefSeq and is a predicted model, not a curated record.
GGUGGCGGCGGCGGCGGCGCGGAGCAGGUGGGGGCCGGGGCCGCGCAGGUCUCCAGGCAGGGCCUCGCUGCUGUGGUCCCCUCCCCUGCCGCAGGGCAGAGCCCGCGGCCUCCAGGAUGGCAAGGUGGCUGCCUCGCUCGGCCGACCUGACCCGCUUCUGCCAGAAACUCAACCGGGUGAAGACCUUGGAGGACGACAUGAUGGAGACAUCCUUCAACAGAUGCCUUUCCACCAUCGACUUGACGCUGCUGGGCAUCGGGGGCAUGGUGGGCUCCGGGCUGUAUGUCCUCACAGGCACUGUGGCCAAAGAGAUUGCUGGCCCCGCUGUCAUAGUCUCCUUCGUCAUCGCUGGCUUUGCUUCACUCCUGGCUGCUCUCUGCUACGCCGAGUUUGGAGCCAGGGUACCCAAGACGGGCUCUGCCUACAUGUUCACCUACGUGUCCGUGGGUGAGAUCUGGGCCUUCCUCAUCGGCUGGAACGUGCUCCUGGAGUACAUGAUCGGGGGAGCCGCGGUGGCCAGGGCCUGGAGCGGCUACCUGGACUCUAUCUUCAACCACAAGAUAAAGAACUUCACUGAGACCCACGUGGGCACCUGGCAGGUGCCGUUCCUGGCCCGCUACCCCGACUUUCUGGCAGCCGCCAUCCUGCUGGUAGCCACUGCCUUCAUCUCCUUUGGGGCCAAAGUGUCCUCCUGGCUCAACCACGUCUUCUCGGCCAUCAGCAUGGGUGUCAUCCUCUUCAUUCUCAUCAUGGGCUUCAUCCUCGCGCAGCCCAAGAACUGGAGUGCCCAGGAGGGCGGCUUUGCCCCGUACGGGCUGUCGGGCAUCAUGGCUGGCACGGCCACCUGCUUCUAUGCCUUCGUGGGCUUCGACGUCAUUGCGGCCUCCAGCGAAGAGGCCAGGAACCCGCAGAGGGCUGUCCCCAGGGCCAUCGCCUUCUCCCUGGGGCUGGCCACCGGCGCCUACAUCCUGGUGUCGGUGGUGCUGACGCUGAUGGUGCCCUGGCACACGCUGGACCCCGACUCUGCCCUGGCAGAUGCGUUUUACAGGAGGGGCUACGCCUGGGCAGGGUUCCUGGUGGCCGCUGGCUCCAUCUGUGCAAUGAACACCGUCCUGCUGAGCAACCUCUUCUCCCUGCCGCGCAUCGUCUACGCCAUGGCUGAGGACGGGCUCUUCUUUCGGGUCUUCUCCCAAGUGCAUCCCCGCACGCAGGUGCCUGUUGUCGGCAUCGUGGUCUUCGGACUGCUCAUGGCCCUGCUGGCCCUCGUCUUCGACCUGGAGGCCCUGGUGCAGUUCCUGUCCAUCGGCACACUGUUGGCCUACACCUUUGUGGCCGCUAGCAUCAUCGUCCUGCGCUUCCAGCAGCAGAAGGUGGAUGUCCCCGCGCCAGCGGCCGGUGGCCGGCCCAGCCCCGAUCCCCACGAGGGUCCUUCUGCCAGCGAGCUGAAGGAGUACGAGUCCUUCUCCGACAAGCUCCAGCUGGUGGACAGGGACAAGAGCAAAGAGCACCGGGAGCCAGGGCAGCUGAAGGCAGCUUUUGAGCCCUACCUGGAGUUCCUCAGCGACUUCUACCCAGGCGAGGUGGUCACGGUGGCCGUGGUGACCCUGAUGGUGUCCGCCGUCUGCCUCUGCUCCGUCUUGGCGUUCGGCAACACCCACCUCCACCUGCCCACCUGGAGCUACUCCCUGCUCCUGGUCCUCUUCAGCCUGGGCUUCCUGCUCAGCCUCCUCCUCAUCUGGGCGCACGAGCAGCAGCGUGGCACGCAGACCUUCCAGAUCCCCCUGGUACCCCUCUCCCCGGCACUGAGCAUCAUCCUCAAUAUCUAUCUGAUGCUGAAGCUCAGCUACAUGACGUGGCUCCGCUUUGCCAUCUGGCUGCUCUUAGGCCUGCUCGUCUACUUCGGCUACGGGAUCUGGCACAGCAAGGAGAACCUGCGGGAGCCCCGGCCGCAGCGCGUCAGCGCCCGCUACGUGGUGUUCCCCAGCGGCAGCCUGGAGGAGAGGGUGCAGGCGGUCCAGCCCAGCUCCCAGCCCGCUGCUGGACUGCCGGACACCGACACUGACGACUGCAAGAGAUGACACCCCAGGGGACGGGGGCCCCUGGCUCUGGGAGCAUCUGACCCCCUCUCCACGAUGAGGCCAGAGACCCCAUCUCCUCCUCCCGGUUCCUUCGACAGCAAAGCCACCGGGGCCGCCCUGGGCGUGCGGCUCCAUCUGGAGAUGAUGAAGAUGCUUGCCCUUCCCCACCUGCUCCCCACAGAUUGGGGAGGGGGGCUGGCUCUCUCCCUCCCCAUCCCCAGCACUCAGGAGCUGGGUCUCGUCCCCCUCAGCCCAGUGCCUGCCCUGCUCACAAGGAGCCACAUCCUCCCCACCUUCCCCCGACUGCAGCCAGGAGCUGUGCAGCAAAUCUCCUUUCCGCUGGCCUGUCUGCGCAGUCGGGGAUGCAGAGGGAUGCAGAAAGUCCCCGGGGAGCAGGGCAGGCAGCCCAGCGCUGCUCACCCUGGGUCUCGUCCUGGCUGCAGUGUGGGCUCUUGCUGCAGAGCCCCCCUGCCUCCUGCUGAGCCUGCCUGCGACAGGAGGCAGGCACCAAACAUGCUUCCCUGCUGUCACCCCUGUCAUCCCCGUCCCCAGGGCUGCUCUGCUAAAAGGCUGGGGCUGAGGGGGCCGAGAAGCAGCUGGGGACAUGAGGUGGAGGAGGGACAUGGCCAGAAUGAGUGGUUGGCCUGGGAGCCUGGGAAAGCUGGCGCGGGCUGGCGUGGCAGAAGCCCAGCUGCAUCUUCCCAGCUGCUGGCAUCGGCUGCUUCAGGGUGGGCUGGGGGCUGUGCCUGGCUGGAAGCCUGGCUGGAAGGUCAUGCAAGGGCCAGGCUCUUGCCCCAGGCUUCACGUGGGUGUGACUGCUCAGUUCCCCAGGUUUGUUGCCUUGUGCCUGGAGGUCCCCAGCAGCAUCCCUGGGCUGGGCUGCCUGGAGCCGGCUCCCCGCUUCCCCUGCACCCCAGCAGCACAGCCUGCACUGUCACCUGCCCUGGCAUGGGGGGGGGCUCAUCCCCCUGAGAUGCCUCUCCUGGGCUCUCUGUGGCUCACAACGGGAUCUCUGGGUGCUUUUUCAGUAUUUCCCCCUCCUUGGUGAGCACCCCUGUGCUCUGGGACUCACCCCAGCUGCCAUGGUGUUGGGAGGGGGGGUCCCCAGCAGCACUGCUGCAGCCACCCCUAGCUGGUUUGCCCAUGGGCAGCCCGAAGUGGAAGGGAAGGGGGUUUUAGCACGUUUUGGAAGAAAUAGGUGGAGGAAACAAUCAGUCGAGCGCGAGGAGGUUGCUGAACUGCCAGGCCUUGCAGCGUGGACACCCUGUUCCCUGCAGCCGUGCUGGAUGUGCAACGUCAUCUGCAUCCUGCCAGGAGCUGGGGACCACGGGCAAGCUGGUCCCAUUGCUUCUCGCUGGCCAGUCCCUGGGGGGGGUCUGGAGGGGCCACGGGGGGGUCUGUGCCCGAUACGCCGGCUCCCUGGUGAACCCCUCUGCCUGCCAGCGCUGCUCCGCAUCCCGCCUCGCCCCCCCGCUGCCGCUGCUGCCGACGGAGCAGCGCGUCCCCGCCGUGCUGUGGCCCUGCUUGGCACCUCUGUGUAGUGGCUUGUGAGCAACGGGCUGACUUGGUCACCCUCAUAAAUACCGGUUCUGUGA